Messenger RNA from Paramecium sonneborni, 3486 nucleotides. Lineage: Eukaryota; Ciliophora; Oligohymenophorea; Peniculida; Parameciidae. The record is from the annotation of a GenBank genome assembly.
AUGGGAAGUAAGAAUGAUUCUUAAAUUACUUAGAUCUUUGUGGAUAAGAAAGACCAGAGCCUACUUAGAUAAUGCAAUCGAAAAUCAAAUUUGAUGGAAAAUUUGGAAAUCUUAGAAUUCAAGUAAUUUAAGGGGAAGUUUUAUAAGAGAAGGCAAAUGCUUUUUGUAAAUUAUAAUUAUAAUGUCUAAGUGAACGCAGCUUAUGAUCCUUACAAUACACAAUUGAUUAAGAAAAUAAGAGAGAUUAAAAAAUAACCAUGUAUUAACAUUAUUUAUAUUUCAGUACAAAAUGGAGUUCCUAUAUUAAUAGAAUUUGACAAAAAUAUUAAUUUCAUUAUUAUGCUGAAAAUUUGUGAUGACCAUGUAAGAAUCAAUUUUUAUAUUUAGGAUGAUGAUUACAACAAUAAAAGAAAAUAAGGUUUUCUAGCUUCUUUCUAGUUGGCAAAUUAAAAAAAUCUCAAAACUUUAUCUUUUUCAGAUCCACCUUAAUAAAUUACUUAAAAAAAGUAAGAUAAUUAUUAUAUUGAAUUAUUUUUAUCAUCAUUAUUGAAGCAUAAAAAAACCUAAUAAGAUUGUAAAAUUGAAAAUAUAAAAUUGAUAAACCUCGACAUGAAGCUCACAAAUCUCUACUAUUAAACAAUUCAUAAUUUCAUAGAGAAUGAAAAAAAAAUAUAAAAAUAAGAAGACGAUUUGGUUGGAAACAAAUAAGAAAAACUAUAAACUUAGUAUAUAAAUUAGUAGAUUGAAGAAGUUAAUGAGUUAAAUCAAUAAAGAAUUGUUAAUGAAAUAGAUGUAGGUGAAAAUUAGUAAAAAGAAAUGGAAUAGAAAAAUCAUUAAAAUAAUUAUGAAGAAGAAGAAGUAAUUAAAACAUAAAUGUUUAAUGCAGAUGCUGAUAUUUAAACAGAUGUAAAUUUAAAUUCUAAAAAUGAUGAAAUAUAAUUGGAUAAUAAAGAAUAAUUAAAUACGCUAGAAAGAAGUAAAGAAUUCGAUAUAAAGUAAGAUAAUGAAUAAAAAUAAGAAAAUUAGUUAAAUAAUGUUGAAUAAACAAUUGAUGAAAUUAGAAGAAUAGUACAUUUAUUAGAAUAAAAUGAAAAAGUUAAAGAAUAAUCAUAAAGUCAUGUUUAAAAUCUUUAAGAAACUAUAUAAGAAAAUAAAUAAGAAGUUCAUGAAUAAGAAUAAACUUAAUAAACUGAAGAAAAAUAAAAAAUGAAGUAAAAUGAAAGUGAAAUAAUUGUAGAAUAAUCAUAAACUCAUGUUUAAGAAAUUAUUUAAGAAAUUAAAUAAGAAGUUCAUGAAUAAGAAUAAACUUAAUAAACUGAAGAAAAAUAAGAAAUGUAGUAAAAUGAAAGUGAAAUAAUUGUAGAAUAAUCAUAAACUCAUGUUUAAGAAAUUAUUUAAGAUAUUAAAUAAGAAGUUCAUGAAUAAGAAUAAACUUAAUAAACUGAAGAAAAAUAAGAAAUGAAGUAAAAUGAAAGUGAAAUAAUUGUAGAAUAAUCAUAAACUCAUGUUUAAGAAAUUAUUUAAGAUAUUAAAUAAGAAGUUCAUGAAUAAGAAUAAACUUAAUAAACUGAAGAAAAAUAAGAAAUGAAGUAAAAUGAAAGUGAAAUAAUUGUAGAAUAAUCAUAAACUCAUGUUUAAGAAAUUAUUUAAGAUAUUAAAUAAGAAGUUCAUGAAUAAGAAUAAACUUAAUAAACUGAAGAAAAAUAAGAAAUGAAGUAAAAUGAAAGUGAAAUAAUUGUAGAAUAAUCAUAAACUCAUGUUUAAGAAAUUAUUUAAGAUAUUAAAUAAGAAGUUCAUGAAUAAGAAUAAACUUAAUAAACUGAAGAAAAAUAAGAAAUGAAGUAAAAUGAAAGUGAAAUAAUUGUAGAAUAAUCAUAAACUCAUGUUUAAGAAAUUAUUUAAGAUAUUAAAUAAGAAGUUCAUGAAUAAGAAUAAACUUAAUAAACUGAAGAAAAAUAAGAAAUGAAGUAAAAUGAAAGUGAAAUAAUUGUAGAAUAAUCAUAAACUCAUGUUUAAGAAAUUAUUUAAGAUAUUAAAUAAGAAGUUCAUGAAUAAGAAUAAACUGAAUAAAUCUAAUAAAACUAAGAAUAGAAAAAAAAUGAAAAUGAAAUAAUUGUAGAAUAAUCAUAAACUCAUGUUUAAGAAAUUAUUUAAGAAAUUAAAUAAGAAGUUCAUGAAUAAGAAUAAACUGAAUAAAUCUAAUAAAACUAAGAAUAGAAAAAAAAUGAAAAUGAAAUAAUUGUAGAAUAAUCAUAAACUCAUGUUUAAGAAAUUAUUUAAGAAAUUAAAUAAGAAGUUCAUGAAUAAGAAUAAACUUAAUAAACUGAAGAAAAAUAAGAAAUGAAGUAAAAUGAAAGUGAAAUAAUUGUAGAAUAAUCAUAAACUCAUGUUUAAGAAAUUAUUUAAGAAAUUAAAUAAGAAGUUCAUGAAUAAGAAUAAACUUAAUAAACUGAAGAAAAAUAAGAAAUGAAGUAAAAUGAAAGUGAAAUAAUUGUAGAAUAAUCAUAAACUCAUGUUUAAGAAAUUAUUUAAGAAAUUAAAUAAGAAGUUCAUGAAUAAGAAUAAACUUAAUAAACUGAAGAAAAAUAAGAAAUGAAGUAAAAUGAAAGUGAAAUAAUUGUAGAAUAAUCAUAAACUCAUGUUUAAGAAAUUAUUUAAGAAAUUAAAUAAGAAGUUCAUGAAUAAGAAUAAACUUAAUAAACUGAAGAAAAAUAAGAAAUGAAGUAAAAUGAAAGUGAAAUAAUUGUAGAAUAAUCAUAAACUCAUGUUUAAGAAAUUAUUUAAGAAAUUAAAUAAGAAGUUCAUGAAUAAGAAUAAACUUAAUAAACUGAAGAAAAAUAAGAAAUGAAGUAAAAUGAAAGUGAAAUAAUUGUAGAAUAAUCAUAAACUCAUGUUUAAGAAAUUAUUUAAGAAAUUAAAUAAGAAGUUCAUGAAUAAGAAUAAACUGAAUAAAUCUAAUAAAACUAAGAAUAGAAAAAAAAUGAAAAUGAAAUAAUUGUAGAAUAAUCAUAAACUCAUGUUUAAGAAAUUAUUUAAGAAAUUAAAUAAGAAGUUCAUGAAUAAGAAUAAACUUAAUAAACUGAAGAAAAAUAAGAAAUGUAGUAAAAUGAAAGUGAAAUAAUUGUAGAAUAAUCAUAAACUCAUGUUUAAGAAAUUAUUUAAGAAAUUAAAUAAGAAGUUCAUGAAUAAGAAUAAACUGAAUAAAUCUAAGAAUAGAAGAAAAAUGAAAAUGAAAUAAUUGUAGAAUAAUCAUAAACUCAUGUUUAAGAAAUUAUUUAAGAAAUUAAAUAAGAAGUUCAUGAAUAAAAAUAAACUUAUUUUAUUUAAGAAAAAUAAGAAAAUAAAAAUGAAAAUGAAAUAAUUGAAGAAUAAUCCUAAACUCAUCAUUAAAAUAUUAAAGAAAGUAUUUAAAAAGAUUUCUAAAAUUCUAUUUAUAAUUAAAGCUUAUAAGAAAAUAUUAAUAAUUAACUAAAUGAUUAAAUUUGA